This is a messenger RNA of Gadus morhua (Atlantic cod), 1760 nucleotides long. Its product is annotated as trinucleotide repeat-containing gene 18 protein. Lineage: Eukaryota; Metazoa; Chordata; Actinopteri; Gadiformes; Gadidae. The record is from RefSeq and is a predicted model, not a curated record.
GGGGGAGGGAGGACACCAGGAGACGGUCAGCAGGCUGCGGCCGCCAUUGUCUGUCAGCGCAAUGGUUGAGUCCGCAAAGCUAUAGUUAAACAACAUCAACCACUACGACUGUACGCUAUCUCUAUCGUGUCGUGUUCCCGAAUGAACGUGACGGGCUCGACGGUGUUGUGGGUCCCGCCUCGGCUCGGAGCGGUGCUUCUUCGAGUUCUCGUUUCUUUCCCCGUCGCUCUUACUCCAUCGCGCCCUACUAAUGGGCGCCCUGAAACCGACCAAGAGGAAGAUGGGGAAGGGAGGGCUGGUCGCGGGGAGUUUGAAACCGCCUCCUUUUUUUUUUAUCAACAUAUUUGCCACUAGAUUGUGGAGCGGUUCACUUCAAACGAAACACGUUGAUUCGCAUCAUAAAUAAACCGGUAUACGACCCGCCGCUGAGCGUAGUAAACACGGGGUAGGACGGUUGUACCGCCAUCAUGGUUCCCACCCGUCCUGUCGGAGAGGCCGACCCCCACCCCGUCCCGUCCUGCGGGUCUGAAUGAGUCCACUUUAGUUCUUUCUGAUGCUAAUCCGUGUCCCACUCAGACACAGUAUACAUUAUGCACGACAACAGUCGGCCUACCUCGGCCAUUGUACCGAGAGAUCAGGAGAUUGGACUGCUGUUUACAAAGAGCAAGUGGUAAAGACGGAGCGGUCAGCAUGUCGUCAUUAGCUCAUACAUAUCUUUUUGCACAUAAUGCGACCACCUGGUGUAACGUGGGUGUUUAAGAUAUUAGCGUGUGUUCCGUCUGUCAUUGUAGCUGUGAGGUUGGUGGAACGAAUCUGCAGCUAAACGCAGGGGCCGCCGCACUAUCAGGGGAAACGUAGUCAGUGUGUGUGUGUGUGUGUGUGUGUGUGUGUGUGUGUGUGUGUGUGUGCGUGUGUGUGCGUGUGUGUUGCUCUUGCGAAAGUCCAAGGAUGAUUCUCUGCGUGAAUCGCCUCAUAUGCGUGCUGUCGCCAGUGCGCAUCUAUUUUAACCCGCGUGGCGGUGGGGAGUCGCCUUGAAACCGCCACCCCCUCUAAAAUUCCCACUGCUUGUUUUGAUCGCUUGUUCCUGAAGGAAGAGGGGACCUUGAAACGGCUCAGCCCCCUCGGACCCUAAUUGGUUUUAUAGAACUGGCGAGAAGCCAAACUGUUUACAUCGCGUUGAAGGACACUUCGGGCAGCCAAUCGGAUGUGCCGCUGCUGAGCGUGUCGGGCUGGGUGGGUGGGGGGGGGCGGGCCUUGUAAAACAAUGCUCGCUUCAUUGCUGAGGAGUUUACCGACGCGAGAGGGGCGCUAUCCCCCCGCAGUUACCUCCGGACAGCCCGUAAUGGACUGCCCCACUCCGGUCACCAGCCGCUCGGAUUUUGAGAACCAUUGCCAUAUUUUCCAGCUCAGAGUUUCCCAUUCACGUCAGCAGGAUGGCUGAGAAGGAUCCAGUAUCGCCUGGAAAGCUAAAGACAAUAUUAUAGCAAAAAUCGUUUUUUUUCGGAAUAUCCGAAGGGACUAUUUUUUCCCCCUUUCCCCCUGCUGUGGAUAAUGGAUGGCCGAGAUUUUGGGUCUCCCCGAUCCGUCCAUGUCCCUCCUCCGCUGCUGGCGGGACUCGCUAUGGAGGCUCAGCGGCUCGGAGCCGCAGCAGCGGCCGGGAGGAUCGCUCCCUCGCCCGGGCAUUUGGGCACGAGUCAUCCGCCGCCUUUACACUCCGGGAAAUUUAUGCCAUCGCCUCUAAACAUUCAUCCCCACCACAG